AUGGCAAACAAUAUCAGCGAAUAUGAUUGCUUUGUCUUCCAUGAUGUCGACCUUAUUCCUCUAGAUGACAGAAUUGCAUACCAUUGCGACGUGUCUCCUAAACACAUGUCCGCAUUCAACACGAAAUACGCGAAGGUGAAUAUUGCCAAGGCUCUUCCUUAUUCCACCUAUGUGGGCGGUGUUAUCAGCUUACGGGGCGUGGAUUAUAAGAAACUGAACGGGUUUAGUAACGCCUACUUCGUGGUGGAGGGAGGAGAUGAUGACAUUGAAAUUAGAGCAAAGGCAGCGAUGAUACCAUUUAAAAGGGAAAACCAGAACAUCGGUCGAUAUACGCCGCCCUUCCCACCAAGAGAUAUUGAUGGCAAUUGGACGGAUUGGUCAACUUGGUCAGCGUGUGCCAUCACAUGUGGGAACACCACGCAAACAAGAAGUAGAGCAUGUACUAACCCUCCAGCUGCCGACAACGGGACGGACUGUGAAGGGACUUCAGAUGAUUACCAGCCAUGCCUUAGAGAACCUUGUCCGGUUGACGGCAACUGGACUGAUUGGUCAAGCUGGUCAGCUUGUUCUGUAACACGUGGAAGCGCAACACAAACUAGAAUAAGAACUUGUAUCAACCCUCCACCUGCACACAAGGGCACAGAGUGUGAAGGUGCAUCGGAGGAUUAUAAGUCCUGCGUACAUAAACCCUGUCGAGGCUGGGGACCAUGGAGUGAAUGGAGUUCAUGUUCGUCAACUAGUGGUGUAGGAAUACAACAUCGAAACAGGUCUUGGUAUUCUUGGCCCAGCUUCACAAGUAUAGAUGAUUUAUGUGAUGGCGAUUAUACAGACGUACAGAUAUGUAUGCCAAGCGCAUUCGAUGGUGGAUGGACCCAGUGGUCAUCAUGGAGCACGUGCUCAGUCACGUGCGGUAUUGGACUUAACCAGCGAACACGUUCUUGCACAAAUCCUAAACCUUCCACAUUUGGUGAUCAUUGUGUAGGACCAAAUAUUGAUGUUGCUAUAUGCAACAAGCAACACUGUCCUAGCCCAGUCCGUUUGAGGGAUGGUCUUCUGGAGAUUUACGUAAAUGGUCAAUGGGGAACCGUGUGUGAUGAUGAGUUUGACUCCAACGAUGCAAAAGUGGCUUGCAGAAUGCUUGGUUUCGACAAUACUCAAACAGCCAGAUUAAGAUCUGAUGUGGUUAGAGGAAACGUGUCAAUGCCGAUCUGGUUGGAUAAUCUUCGUUGUAACGGCUAUGAAGAUUCCUUGCUGGAGUGUUCCCAUAAUGGGGUGGGUUCCCAUAAUUGCAACCACAGUAAAGACGUUGGCUUGGUCUGCUGAGGGCCCAUAUUUGAAUAAGGCUUCAUUAUGAACACUACGACACGUUGACAGAACAGUAGUCAUAUAAAGAUGAAAUUAAACAGUUCGUGAAACGAAACGAUUUACACAUAACACUUGCUUCGAGAUGAAUUCACUUAACCUGUUAAUAUAUUUGUGUAUGUAUAUUUUUUAAUGAAAACAUAUA
Molecule: messenger RNA, 1507 nt
Organism: Dreissena polymorpha
Lineage: Eukaryota; Metazoa; Mollusca; Bivalvia; Myida; Dreissenidae
Product: coadhesin-like
Exons: 7
Coding region: 1-1323 (440 amino acids)
Biological process (GO): carbohydrate metabolic process
Cellular component (GO): membrane
Molecular function (GO): glycosyltransferase activity
Source: RefSeq, a predicted model, not a curated record